UGUGCGGUCAGAGGCACGUACUUUCCGUCGGAAUUGGCGGGUUGCUGGAGGCAGCUUGCGUGUGCCUUUUGUCUGACCAGUCAAGGAACCUCGAUAAAUUAAUAACAAACUAUUUUCUCAGUCGACAGAUUUCAAACGUUUGUCGAGAAUUAAAGCCGCUCUAUCUGCAGGAAACCACCGUAUUUGGUGUUAUUUCGCCCUUAAUUCCGUAAUUCACAGCACUGUUGACGUUGACAGGGAACCGGAAGGUUCCGCAGAGCCUCCCCCCUUCAUGACGAGCAUGAGCCAACCAACAGAGACAGCCAGUGAUGCUCCCAGCGUCACCGAAGACGAGAAGCUGGCGGCCACCGCUGGAAAGAAGCUUAACAAGAAGAAGGUGGAGGAGGUUGUAGAGGAAGAGGAAGAAUAUGUGGUGGAGAAAGUCCUGGACAGAAGGGUGGUGAAGGGCCGAGUGGAGUUCCUGCUCAAGUGGAAGGGCUUCUCAGAAGAAGACAACACAUGGGAACCAGAGGACAACCUGGACUGUCCUGAUCUCAUUGCAGAGUACAUGCUUAAACAUAAACCUGCAAGUGAUGAGAAGAAAGAUUCUAGUGGAAAGAGGAAAGGAGAAUCUGACACAGACGGUGGAGAAGACAGCCGGCCCAAAAAGAGGAAAGAUGAGCAAGACAAGCCGAGAGGCUUUUCACGGGGGUUAGACCCAGAACGCAUCAUUGGAGCCACAGAUUCCAGCGGCGAGCUCAUGUUUCUAAUGAAAUGGAAAAACUCUGACGAGGCAGAUCUCGUUCCAGCCAAAGAGGCUAAUGUGAAGUGCCCGCAGGUGGUCAUCUCAUUCUACGAAGAGCGACUCACAUGGCACUCUUACCCUUCUGAAGAAGAAGAGAAGAAAGACGAUAAGAACUAGGCUUGUGAGGGAAAACAAGAUAGGUGGCAAGUCAGUACUAGUUAGGGUGGGGGGACAUGGGAAGUUUAGAUAUGGGGGAACCGAGACAAAAAUGCUUACACUCGAUGCCAUAAAAUCGGACUCGGAGUAUAUUCAGAGCAUGAUAUACAGACGUGGAGUCAUCAAAAGUGAUUUUAAUCAAAAUACUGAUCCCAUAAGCAACACGGGAUGACUGUAUUUCCUCUUUGCUUCUCUUUCUCUUUCUUUUUUGUUUGAUUAUGGGAAAUGGGGUGUAUAUGCUGCAGUAGUUGCCCAGUUGUCGUUCCCGGUGGUGAACGCCUGAUUAUGUAUAUGUUUAAUGGAAUGGAUCCUAUGUGCACAUCCUCAUGCUCUGUUUUUCUGACAAGAGAUUUGAAGGACAUUUAAUGUCUAGAUCAGAACGUGUCUCAAUGUAAAAUGCUGUCCUAAGUUUAAACAUAGUAAGUAUGCAACACUAUAACUGAAAAAAACAAACAAACAAUGGAUAUAAAGUUUGAGUAAAUUGUGAUUUUGAUAUCAGUCUGUAGUUUUCUCUGAAUCUAGGCGUAGUUUUUUGCUCAACUCAGUUAUGAUUGUGUACAGUUACUGUGUUUUGUCUUCUCAGGGCAGUAUGACCUAAUUCCUUAAGCCUUCUCCUUUUCCUUUUCAUCAAUUUGUUUGAGACUUAAGUCAUUUGUUGUGUAAAUGCAUUCAAAACUGUUGUCACCUUAUUAGUGAGCACAUUGCUGUGUAGUGCGGUCUUGGUGUUUUAGCAGUAUUUUUGAAUUUAUUCAUGUAUACAGUAUUCUUGCCUUUUAUUUGUUCACCACUUGAGGAUAUGAGCUGCAGAUAUGCACACACAAACAAUGUAUGUGUGUGUAUAUUCACAAAUGGGUUUUUUUUUAUCAAUUCUAGUCAGCUUAGUAAACUGCAUUUCCCAUAAUCUUAUAUAAAUGUUUAUUUUUAACUAUUAGCUGUCAGUGUAUUUUAUCAGUUGCAUUACUGUGUGAAGAGUAAAUAUACUCUUUAGAUUCCAGCUUCCUGGCUCACAAUACUUAUGAAAACAUUGAUGAGAGGUUGACACUGUUUUACUCUCUUUGGCGGUGCUUAUGAAUUAGAAUGUACUACACAGCUUUAAUGCACCUUUCUUUUUUUUCAUAAACGUAAAUGUGUAGUGAAGGUAGAAAAGCUCACCAACAUUACCAUGCUACAGAUCAGGUCUCUUGGUACCACUUUUGCACCAGCAUAAACAUGUUAGUAUUGGUAAUGUUAAUUUUAAACUGUAAUGAAGCUCUUCAAAAUGUUUUGGCAUUCGUUAAAAUAGUGCUUUGAUCACUGGAUACGUCUUUCGCUAAAUAUGGUAUUAAUAGUGGCAUACUCUUCUGCUGCGUACCAGAGAACCCUGAAGUGCUUUUAGUUGUACACAAUCAGUAAUGUGACUGCAUUAUAUUACUCUCUGAUUGUCUGUUUUCUCUUUUAAAGUGUACUGUUUGAUGCAUGUUGCUUUCUUUCAUUUUCACUUUUUCAAGGGGGAGAUGAUUAUUUGUUCAUUAAACUAAACUUUUGUAUUAA
This is a messenger RNA of Pimephales promelas (fathead minnow), 2470 nucleotides long. It is a transcript of the gene cbx1a, whose product is annotated as chromobox 1a. Lineage: Eukaryota; Metazoa; Chordata; Actinopteri; Cypriniformes; Leuciscidae. Gene Ontology annotation, cellular component: nucleus. The record is from RefSeq and is a predicted model, not a curated record.